GCAGUUGUUUUCAAAGUGUUUUAGAAAGAAUCGCGAAAUCAGUGUUCAAACAUUUUGAUAAAAUUAAAUAAAAUUUAUUUAAUGUUUGGUAAAUAAGAGUCCAGGCUUCAAAAACAGUUCGGUUACUGCGAGUGAGUCAAGCACCCUUCAAAACUGAGUCGAUGAAGGAGGAGGAUCUGCCGAAGAUAACUAUGCUAAAAGCCGCACCGGCUAGAAAAGCCUCUGCUCAGCAGCAGCAGACCCGGACCCUCACCGUGGAAUCGCUCCGCAGGAUUGUGUGUUGUCUGUGUUUCGAAACGAAAGCGGACGUUGCGCGGGUUUCCGCCUUUGGGGCGUUUGCGGAUCAGACCUUUUUGAGUGACAUCGUUCGCACCUGUUUCGGGGUCGAUAUUGAUGAGGAACAGUUUUGUACGGACGUGUGCGAGCAGUGUCUGGUGCAGAUCGAGAUAACGUGGCAGUUCUACAGGAAGGUCAAUGCUAACGCCAGCGCGUUGAAGGAUUUGUAUCGGUAAGAUUUUUUGAGCUUUCAUCUAAGU
This is a messenger RNA of Aedes albopictus (Asian tiger mosquito), 536 nucleotides long. RefSeq lists its product as uncharacterized. Gene Ontology annotation, molecular function: zinc ion binding. Lineage: Eukaryota; Metazoa; Arthropoda; Insecta; Diptera; Culicidae. The transcript has 2 exons. The record is from RefSeq and is a predicted model, not a curated record. The coding region runs from base 162 to 512 and encodes 116 amino acids. Gene Ontology annotation, cellular component: nucleus.